Aspergillus puulaauensis is the source of this 696-nucleotide messenger RNA. It is a transcript of the gene AXE2, whose product is annotated as putative acetyl xylan esterase (Axe1). The transcript is spliced from 3 exons. Gene Ontology annotation, molecular function: hydrolase activity. The record is from RefSeq and is a predicted model, not a curated record. Bases 1 to 696 code for a protein of 231 amino acids. Lineage: Eukaryota; Fungi; Ascomycota; Eurotiomycetes; Eurotiales; Aspergillaceae.
AUGUAUUGGAAAGCAUCCACUCUUCUUCUACUCGGUCAAGCCCUCGCCGCAGAGGCAAAGGCAGACAAGCGCCAGAGCUGUCCCGAGAUCCAUGUAUUCGGUGCUCGCGAGACGACUGUCUCUCCUGGCUUUGGCUCCUCCGCCACUGUUGUCGAUGCUAUCCUGAGCGCCUAUUCCGGUGCCACUUCGGAGGCCAUUGAUUACCCUGCUUGCGGGGGUCAGGCCUCCUGUGGCGGCUCCAGCUACGGCGAGUCUGUGGCUGCUGGUAUCGAUGCAGUAGCGUCGGCCGUGAAUUCGUUCAACACGCAGUGUCCAGACACUAAACUCGUGCUCGUUGGAUACUCGCAGGGUGGCGAGAUCUUUGAUGCCGCUCUUUGCGGCGGCGGAGUGCCUAACCAGGGUAUUUCGAAUACAGAAGUCCGCAUCUCCUCGUCUGCUGUCGAGAUGGUCAAAGCAGCUAUUUUCAUGGGCGACCCGCUGUUCGUGGCUGGCCUGCCAUACAGUGUCGGCACCUGUGCUGCUGGCGGGUUUGAUGCCCGUCCGUCUGGUUUUAGCUGCCCUUCAGCAAACAAAAUCCAGUCGUACUGUGACUCUUCGGACCCCUACUGCUGUAAUGGAAGUGACGAUGCGACGCAUAACGGUUACGGCCAAGAGUAUGGACAAGAUGCGCUCCAGUUCGUGCAGGGUCUGCUGUGA